UGACAUGCGAUUGCAUUAAAUAUCGGUGUCUCUUGUAGUUUUGCGAUAGAAUAAAAAUGUGCUGCUUAGAUACAAUCAAAUUAUUUUAAAGUUGGCUCAUUGAGCAUGACCAUUUAAUAAACAUCAAUUACAGCAAGUCGCAUCGGGCAGUAGAACAGUAUAUUAAAAGAAGAGAUGGCAUAUAGAUUCGACACGUAGUCAAUCAUUUAGGUGCGAUCGAAUCGCGUUGCUCAAACGUGCACUUUUGACAUUCUUCGGAUUUUUGUGAUAUUUUCUUAAUAGAACAAUCAGUGAGCUCGUGAGAAUUGUAUCGUGCCAAAAAUGUCGGAGAACAGAAUACAAAUGCUUGAAAUGAAUAUAGAAAAUUUGACAGACAUUCCGAUAUCAAAAAAAACGACGAAUGAUACGAACAGAAAUCCCGAGAUCACUUACGGUAUCGACGACGUCCCACCGUGGUAUCUGUGCCUAUUCAUGGCUUUGCAGCAUUACUUGACCAUGAUUGGCGCCAUCGUUUCUAUACCUUUUAUUCUAACACCAGCCCUUUGCAUGGCCGAAGAUGAUCCCGCAAGGAGUCACAUUAUUUCCACGAUGAUCUUUGUCACCGGUUUAGUAACUUUUCUCCAGACUACUAUAGGAUGUAGAUUGCCAUUGGUUCAAGGUGGCACUAUAUCGUUCUUAGUGCCGACUUUGGCGAUAUUGAACCUACCACAAUGGCAAUGCCCCGCGCCGGAGAUCCUUGAUCAAAUGUCCCACGAAAACCGGACUGAACUCUGGCAAAUUAGGAUGAGAGAACUAUCGGGCGCUAUAGCUGUUUCGGCUUUGUUUCAAGUAAUUGUUGGAUUUGGAGGUAUCAUCGGAUACUUAUUAAAAUUUAUAACUCCGUUAACAAUCGUGCCGACGGUCUCUUUAGUCGGAUUGUCCUUAUUUGAAAACGCAGCGGAAGCUGCGUCUCAACAUUGGGGUAUUGCGGCUGGAACGAUAAUACUGCUAACAACAUGCUCUCAAAUAAUGGUCAAUGUACCGUUUCCACUUGUAACGUAUCGUAAAGGCCAAGGACUCCGUGUCAUCUGGUUCGAGCUCUUCAAACUUUUUCCGGUUUUAUUGACGAUAAUUAUCAUGUGGAUAAUCUGCACUAUAUUAACGGUGACCGAUGCGUUACCGUUCGGUCAUCCCGCCAGAUCUGACAGUAAGCUGAAAAUUAUAAGCGAUUCACCCUGGUUUCGAGUACCGUAUCCUGGCCAGUGGGGUGUACCCACCGUGACGUUAUCGGGAGUGCUUGGUAUGCUAGCAGGAGUGCUAGCAUGCACGGUGGAGUCGAUUAGCUAUUAUCCAACCACCGCAAGAAUGUGCGGAGCACCGCCGCCGCCAAUUCAUGCAAUCAAUCGUGGUAUCGGCAUCGAAGGUUUUGGCACAAUGUUAGCCGGACUUUGGGGCAGCGGCAAUGGAACAAACACAUUCGGCGAGAACGUCGGCACGAUAGGAGUCACCAAAGUAGGCAGCCGCAGAGUCAUACAAUGGGCAUGCUUCUUGAUGAUCCUGCAAGGUGUGAUUAGCAAAUUCGGCGCGGUGUUUAUUAUAAUUCCCGAGCCGAUAGUCGGCGGAAUAUUCUGCGUGAUGUUUGGAAUGAUUUGUGCUUUCGGUCUGUCGGCGUUACAAUAUAUAAAUCUGAAUUCCCCGAGAAAUCUAUUCAUUCUAGGCUUGUCCAUGUUUUUCCCUUUGGUUCUGUCAAAGUGGCUGAUUAAAUUCCCGGACGCGAUACAAACGGGAAACGCUAUAGUGGACAGUGUAUUCACUGUUUUACUCAGCACCACUAUUUUAGUCGGCGGUGCAUUAGGUUGUUUCCUGGAUAAUAUCAUUCCAGGCAACGCCAAAGAUCGUGGAUUGGAGGCUUGGGCAAAAGAAAUGGAAUUGACGACCGGUCGUGCGGCUGAUAAAAAAGCUGAUGUAGUGAUUGAUACCGAAUACGUCUGGAAUACCUUCGAUUUCCCUUUUGGAAUGAGUUUGUUGAGAAGAUGGAAAUGGACUUCUUAUAUCCCGUUUUCGCCCACAUACAAAAAAUGGUAAAUGUGUCCCCAGUAAACACAAAGUAACAGUAACAUAACAUUAAUGUUAUAAUUUCCCACUCAAUAUAAGUGUUACAAGGCAUAUUAUUAUUGCAGUUAAGUAGGAAACAUUGACGUUAUGUUAUUAUUAGCUUGUGUUUACUGGGUCAUUAUUUUAAAAGCGAAUAAUUCAACUACCUCAUAUACGUACGCCUAUUUAUCGUAAAAUAUAUGUAUUG
Messenger RNA from Linepithema humile (Argentine ant), 2281 nucleotides. Its product is annotated as solute carrier family 23 member 1. The record is from RefSeq and is a predicted model, not a curated record. Gene Ontology annotation, molecular function: transmembrane transporter activity. Gene Ontology annotation, cellular component: membrane. NCBI's taxonomy places the organism in Eukaryota, Metazoa, Arthropoda, Insecta, Hymenoptera, Formicidae. Gene Ontology annotation, biological process: transmembrane transport.